UUUAUUUUUGACUUUGGUCUACCGCAAUUUGCGGAAUCGACAAAUGCUUCGGCACGUUUUCCAAAAUUCUUAAAUCGGCUAAGCGGGUGAAAGAUUGACGCGUCACCAAAGGAAGAUGCUGCUAAUAAAUGCCGUGAAGGGUGGAAGAAGGACACAAGUAAAAAUGCUUCUAAAAGUUGGCGUAGAUGUUAAUGAAGUUGACGAAGACGGACAAACGGCCCUAAUACACUCCUGCUUUCUCUAUGACUUCCGCACGCGAAUGAAGAUUUUAAAAUGUUUAGUUGUUGCGGGCGCAACCCUUAACAAGAAGGACAACUAUGGACGCACAGUACUUUCGUGGGCUUGUCUGCAGGGAAAACUUGAAGUGGUUAGAUUUCUUUUGAAUGAUCCGCUUUGUAUGGAUUUAAGGAUCAAUAUCACUGAUAAGGAUGGGAACAAUACUCUCUUACUCUCUGUAAUGUCUGGCAAUUUUUUAGUCGUUAAAAUGAUGGUAGAGGCAUUAAGAGGCACGGCGAGAGCAAGUGAACUUAAUAAAGCUAACAACGUUGGUAUGCAGCCGUUAAUAGCUGCUUUCAUUCGCGGUGAUAAAGUUUGCGCUCAGUUUCUCAUAAAACAAGCAGGAGCUUCUUUUUCAAGUGUGCUUAAGUACCUGAGAGCCCUUCAGAACGAUUCAGUCAAGUUUUGUACAAGAUCAGCGCUUUUGUUUGACUCUUCAAGAACUGAUUUCCAUAUUGAUCGUGAACAAACAAAAAAAAUUUUGGCAGAUUUCACUGAAGAAGACAUUUUUGAGUUUCUGUUUGCAAAGGAUAAAGAUACGCACGACGCACAGACAAGCAAAACUGAAGAAUUUCAGAGUGACAAGAAAGACGCUGCCACGCAGCAACAAAGUCAUAUCGUAAAGUCUAGAUUAAGAAAAUUGGGGUCUGUUUUAGUUAUUCCACAGGAACAGUCAAUUUCAGCGCAGUCAUUAUUCACAGAAGACGCCAACGAAAUGAAAUUUCUCGAAAACCCAGUGAACAGCGCUUUCGCAACAUUAGCUGAUCAAAAAAGGUUGACACAGGGCUCCAACUUAUCCUCGCGCUUGUCGGUUCAAAAACUAUUGACACUUUAUGCUGAGCAGAACUCACCCUCGUACAGACAAGGUUUACCUAUACGCAGAUACACUCCUCCCCAACCCGCGAUCGUAAACGAAUCUAGCGGAGAUUGCGACACCCGGCGCUCAAGUCUGCUUCCAUUGGGCGAGACCGAACGACGGGUUCAGGCGUUUGCGGAGUCGAUGGCUGGGUCGUCAUCAGGCCUUCUUGGUGAAUCUAUGAUAGAUCAGCAUCUACGUUUGAAAUACGCGCGUAAUUCAAGAGCCACCAGCAUGCAAGUUCCGAGGUUACCGUCCCUUUCUAAUGCAGGACGGGGGAGAGUCAAACGGACCAAGUCGUCGACUAUUAUGUCUGUCAAACCAUUCUAAGGGAACACCAGCUAGUAGUCCAGAAAACAUGACGAAAAUAAGACAAUUACAAAAAAUAUUUGUGCCAUCCCAAAACCGUUUUUUAGUAGUUACAAUACGUAUCGUUCCCAAGACAACUUUACUUAACGGCGCACAGGAAGGGUUUCAGCUUUCGACUGCAAGAGCAUUUCCAGUUAUGGUACAUUAAAGUCUAAACGACACCAUGUAUCUCGAUACCUUGCUUCUGGAUGUCUAACAACAAAGAAUUCAAAAUGAUCCUCUCUU
Molecule: messenger RNA, 1726 nt
Organism: Pocillopora verrucosa
Lineage: Eukaryota; Metazoa; Cnidaria; Anthozoa; Scleractinia; Pocilloporidae
Product: ankyrin repeat and KH domain-containing protein 1
Molecular function (GO): protein binding
Source: RefSeq, a predicted model, not a curated record